AUGUAUAAACAAUUGCUCUAGUUAAAGAUGAUUCCGUUUUUAUUUGCAAAUAAAGUUAGCAAUUGCAAUAAAUACACUUGUGAUUACAUGCCAACCUAAACUGAAUGUGAAUCUUAAAUAAAAAGUAAAAGGUCUUAUUUCUUAAAUAAUUCCUGUAUUUCUACUAAUGAUUGCUCAAAAAUACCAAUAUAUAAUAAAGCCUUGUUUUUUUUUUCUGGAUUAAUUAAAUGGUGUAAUUCAUAUAAAUUCUAAUAGAAAACAACUAUAAUUCUUUAAAUUUCGUCAUUAAUAUUUUAAUUUGGAAAAAUAUUUUCAGGUAGUGUUUGA
This is a messenger RNA of Paramecium tetraurelia, 327 nucleotides long. RefSeq lists its product as uncharacterized. NCBI's taxonomy places the organism in Eukaryota, Ciliophora, Oligohymenophorea, Peniculida, Parameciidae. The record is from RefSeq and is a predicted model, not a curated record. The transcript has a single exon.